GAUGGAAAAAUAAACAACACCAGAGAGAGAGAGAGAGAGAGAGAGAGAGAGAGAGAGAGAUGGGAAGACCUCCUUGCUGUGACAAGGUGGGUAUCAAGAAAGGUCCUUGGACACCUGAAGAAGAUAUCAUCUUGGUAUCCUACAUCCAAGAACAUGGGCCAGGGAAUUGGAGAUCAGUGCCUACAAACACUGGGUUGCUGAGGUGCAGUAAAAGUUGCAGGCUGAGAUGGACAAAUUACCUUAGACCAGGAAUCAAGCGUGGGAACUUCACUCCACAUGAAGAAGGGAUGAUAAUCCAUCUUCAGGCCUUGUUGGGUAACAGAUGGGCUGCCAUAGCUUCCUACCUUCCUCAAAGAACAGAUAAUGAUAUCAAGAACUAUUGGAAUACACACCUGAAGAAGAAGAUAAAGAAGUUCCAAACAGCUAUGGACUCUCACAUGACAACAUCAGAUACAAGUGCAAUCACAUCAAAUCUCAUUUCAAAAAGCUACUACACCCAAACAAGGAAUUCAGAGAUGGGCACCAACCUUCCCUCCUCUUUCAGAUUGAACACUGGAGGCUCUACUUAUGCCUCAAGCACUGAGAACAUCUCAAGACUCUUGGAAGGUUGGAUGAGGAACUCUCCAAAAGCUAGUUCGAAGGCAGCUCAAGAAGAGAAUCAACCUCAAAGCAAUGAAAAUGCAAAUGCUGUUGCACCCAAUCAAAUCAAAGCUGAGCAAGAGAACUGUGAUAUCAUAUCCCAUGAAGAACUAGAGAAUCUUCUCUCUUUUGAGAGUUUGAGCAGCAUGGCAUGGGAGAAAUCAUCUUCUGACUCCACCCAACCAGAUGGGUCCCACAACACUGCCAACGACAGCCUCAGCUCAUCAGUGGAUGAAGCCAAGGUCAGAUCAGGCAACCAGCCCCCAUUCUCUUGCCUUGAGAUGUGGCUCUUGGAUGAGGCAGCAACAGGUCAGGCAGAAGAGCUGAUGGACCUCUCUCUAGAUUGCUGCUCGGCUCCUGCAAUCUUCUGAUAAUCUCUCCCUCUCUCUAAUAAGAUCUUGUGAUGGGUGGAUAGCUAGUCUUGCCUACCAUGUGGCCCUUUGGCUCUUUCUUCAACGGCGGUGAUUCAUCCACUGUACAUGUGGCAUCCAUGUACAUGGAUCAAGAUCAUGUGUCCUAAUGUGGAUGGUAGUUGUACCAUUGCAUUUCUUAUGUGAACCGUCCCAUCGUUUCAACUUUCACCAUGUGAUCGAUCCAAAGUUUGCCCCAUGGCUCUAAAUGGAUGGUCUAGAUUGAUGUACACGCAUGCCACAUGUUCCGUGGAUAAGUCACCACUAUUUAAGACAUGGUGCGGAGCAUAGACAGUAGUCUAGCUCCUUAUGUUGCUGCUUACUUUAAGCUAUGCAUGAGAAAAGUCCCAACAAAAAAGACUCAUUGCAUGGACUCUCUGUCGUUGUUUGAAUCUCCUUCGUAGAUGUUUAUAAGAAAGGUUGUUUUCACCAAGUGUAAGAUUAGAACAGGUGCUUUGUAUGUAUUAUCUCAAAUAAAUCAAUUCUCAUGACCUAAAA
This is a messenger RNA of Magnolia sinica, 1547 nucleotides long. Its product is annotated as transcription factor MYB60-like. The transcript has 3 exons. Gene Ontology annotation, biological process: response to auxin. The record is from RefSeq and is a predicted model, not a curated record. Lineage: Eukaryota; Viridiplantae; Streptophyta; Magnoliopsida; Magnoliales; Magnoliaceae. The coding region runs from base 60 to 1010 and encodes 316 amino acids.